GUUUAUUUUCCGCUAAAACGUUCAGUAAAUGUAACCCGUGAUGUUCGCCCUCGCAAGAAGGCAGCAGUUCAUGCUUGACACUGUUUUUCUUUAGGUUGUGCUGUUGCGCACAUAUUUAACGGACGUGCGUCUUUUCGUUUUGGUCUUUACACAUAUUUAACGGACGUGCGUCUGGUCGUUUUGGUCUUUAUUGAUGGACAACAUUAAUCGUUAAUUGCGCUGAACGUCUAAUGUCGAUCUAAAGCAGCCCGCAGGAGGUGAAGCGGAUUCCUCUGGAGCCCUCCCGCAAUUAUGGCGUCCGGAUAUAGGUACGGGUCGCGGACCAUAGGCAAAGAUGAUGUGAACUACAGGAUGCAUUUCCGUAUGAUCAACGAGCAGCAAGUGGAGGAUAUUACUCUGGACUUUUUCUAUAAGCCGCACACAAUAACACUGUUAACAUGCACAGUGCUCAGCUUGAUGUAUUUCGCAUUUACAAGGUAAGUGAAGUGGCUAGCCAGCUGACUACCGGUAGUUAACAUUAGCUAGCUAUAUGCUCUUUUGGCUAACGUUACUGACUAGGCCAACUGCCAGAGCAGCUAAGUGAAUGUUUAUGCAGUUGAAAAGUAAUUUAGCUCGCUAGUAUUUCCGAACAUUGACAUGUGUAACUAAGGUUUUUCGAUUAAGUAGCUAGCUAACUAACGACAUGUAGUUAACUACCUAGCUAGUUUAAGUUAUCUGGUGCAGGACUGACCAGCUGGCUCCUCUUUUCUCUCGAAUGAAGGAGAAUGUUUCAUUUGCGUGUUUACAAUGUAGCAAGUGGGCUGAUUUUAUUUGCUUUUUGUAGCUACAUUGUGGCAAAGUGCCACGUUUGUAUCUUUUCUAUACUGUGGGGAAGGAUCUCCCAUCCUGGUGGUCCAUUGUUAUCUGCAACAUGCAUCUAGCCAUUUCCUACAUCAUGGGUGUGUUCAGUUCGAAUAAACAAUUGCUACGUUGCGGAACAGUUUGCAUUGAACGUUAUUGAACAGUCUUUGAGGUACUUUUGCGAAGUUUGUUGGGUGUGGCAGGCUGUGGUUGAAGCAAUGAGUGACGUAUUUAAAGGAGAGCAGUGCAUUUUGAACUCACAACCCAACCCCUCCCGUUUUCAAUUGGUCGUUCGUACUGCACCGUUUCCACUACGUUUUUGCGUACUGAAUGCAGUCCGUGAUGCACAGCUUGUCUGUGCCCAAAUGGCAUCCUAUUCUUUUAUAGCGCCCUGGUCAAAAGUAUUGCACUAUAUGGAAUGGGGUGCCAUUUGGGACAAAUCCCUUAUCUGCUGCUCUCAUCAAGAGUGGUUUAUCCCCAAUAACCAAAUGGAGUGGGGGGUGUCAGGAGUAGGUCAAUCGGCACUGAUGAGUGAAUUAAUCAUCUCAGUCCUCUCACUGAUCUUUAAUAACUGUGAUUGAAGGAGAGCACAGUAUAGCAGGCUAUGUGGGGACAGAGGUGGAAUAGAAUUUGCGUUUCAAAGCCACCUGUCCCAUCAGUGCAUCAGUUUUAUAACUGUUUUUAUCUCACUGACUCUGAAAUGUCUUAAUGCUGGUUUUGGUGUGCGUUAGUAAUCCCUGCCUCUUGUUAUUUAGGGACGAGACAAACGAAGACGCUAACUUGUGGGUGGGCCUCAUCCUGACCAUCUCCUUCUUCCUGGUCAUCAGUGUUCUGGCCUUCCCUAACGGUAAGGACAAUGUUGUCCAAUUUGUAAGUCGCUCUGGAUAAAUGACGUAAAUGUCCAAGCUGCUUCGGACAUCAAUGGCACCCUAUUCCCUAUAUAGUGCACUACUUUUGACCUGGGCUGUGGUAAAUGGGCUCUGGUCGAAAGUAGUGCACUAUAUAGGGAAUAGGGUGCUAGGGUAACCGGUGUGAAAUGGCUCGCUAGUUAGCGGUGCGCGGUAGUAGUGUUUCAAUCGGUGACAUGUUGUUGUUUUUUUGUCAUUUUUUAGCAGACGCUCUUAACCCUAAUUGCUCCUGUAAGUCGCUCAGGAUAAGUACCUUGCUUAAGGGCACAUCAACUGAUUUUUCACCUAGUCAGCUCUGGGAUUAGAACCAGCAACCUUUCGGUUACUGGCACACAACGCUCUUAACCACUAAGCUACCUGCCGACAUCACUCGCGUUGAGAUUUGAAGUAGUUGUUUCCCUUGCUCUUCAAGGGUCGCGGCUUUUGUGGCGCCAUAAGUAAUGAUACUUCGAGGGUGACUGUUGUCUGUGUUCAGAGGGUCCCUGGUUCAAGCCCAGGUUGGGGUGAGGAGAGAGACCGAAGCAAAACUGUUACACUAGGUCCUGGUAAAAAGGUUGUGCACUAUUUACAAGGCUGGUACAAUAAUAUGUUGAGAUAAAAAUGUUGUAUGUGUCAGACAUCUCAACAUGUCAUUGUACCAGCCUUGGAACUCUUCUGUGUGGCUGAAGUUGUUGAUUUCAAUAUUUUUUGACAUCUCUCUCUAGGACCAUUUACCAGACCACAUCCGGCGAUAUGGCGAAUAGUUUUCGGUGAGUGACAUUUUAAGUGACAAAUAUAACAAUCCCUUUUUUGUAUAGGCUUAGGCCUAGCUACCAUUCCAGUUAACUUUGAAUGAGCUUAACCAUUAAUUAUCCACCCAAUUCAUGAGAGUUGGUGCUUUCUCUAGGUUUCUUUAUAGGUUCCUUCCUUCUAGGGAGUGUUUCCUGUUUCCUGGCCGCUGUGCUUCUGCUUCGGUUGCUUUUUGGGGUUUAGGCCCAUUUUGUGACAACUGUUGAUGUAAAAAGGGCUUUAUAAAUUGAUGGAUCCAAUUCUGCCCUGAUUGAAUGAGAUUCCGCCUAAUCUGUUAUCUCUCUGUUAUUCUCUGGUCAGGUCUGAGUGUGCUAUACUUCCUGUUCCUGGUGUUCAUCAUCUUUCUGAACUGGGAGCAGGUGAAGAACGUCAUGUACUGGCUCGACCCAAACCUGCGCUACGCCACCCGGGAGGCUGACAUCAUGGUGAGUAAACAGCAGCCUUGCUCUCCUAUCAGUCUCUGUGGCUGCAUCCCAACUCACCCUAUUCCCUAAACAGUGCACUACUUUUCACUAGAGCCGUGGUCAAAACUAGUGCACUAUAAUAGGGGAAUAGAAUUCCAUUUGGGACGCAACCUUUCUUUACUAUCAGUUUCUUAUCUCUUAGCUAUCAGUCUCUUUGUUAGCACAUUGACCUCGGCUACUUCCCGAUUCUCCACCGUUCUCCUGAAGUGCACGCUUGCACACUUCCCGUCAUGCCUUUUAACAAUGGUGAAACUCCCUCCAGCCAAUACUUCAAGUCUACUCUUUGGGGGAAAAGGAUGAAGAAACGGGAUCCUCUUCUAGCACCAACACUCACUUCCUCAUGCUGUUGUUCUGAAUGGAUGUUGUUGAUGUCGUCUCUGGUCCCUGUGCUCUGCUUGUAGGAGUAUGCAGUGAAUUGUCACGUGAUCACCUGGGAGCGAAUCCUGAGCCACUUGGACAUCUUUGCCUUCAGUCACUUCUGGGGCUGGGGCAUGAAGGCCCUGCUCAUCCGCAGCUACGGUCUCUGUUGGACCAUCAGCAUCACCUGGGAGCUCACUGAGGUACGCACGAACACACACACACACACACACACACACACGUACGAACACACACACACACAAAAGGAGUUAAUUCCUCUCCCUCUCCCCCUUUUCUCUCCUCUCCUCCUCAGCUGUUCUUCAUGCACCUGCUGCCUAACUUUGCUGAGUGCUGGUGGGACCAGGUGAUCCUGGACAUCCUGCUGUGUAAUGGAGGAGGCAUCUGGAUGGGCAUGACUGUCUGUCGCUUCCUGGAGAUGAGGACCUAUCACUGGGCCUCCAUCAAGUAGGUACCCAUAAUCCUAACCCUACCCCUUGGCCUGUAUCAAGUAGCCCACCCUAACCCUACCACUGGGCCUCCAUCAGGUAGGUCCUCCUAACCCUACCACUGGGCCUCCAUCAGGUAGGUCCUCCUAUUCCUACCACUAGGCCUCCAUCAGGUAGGUCCUCCUAACCCUACCACUGGGCCUCCAUCAGGUAGGUCCUCCUAACCCUACCACUGGGCCUCCAUCAGGUAGGUCCUCCUAACCCUACCACUAGGCCUCCAUCACGUUCUCCCGAGUGGCACAGUGGUCUAAGGCACUGCAUCGCAAUGCUAGCUGUGCCACUAGAGAUCCUGGUUCGAAUCCAGGCUCUGUCGUAGCUGGCCGCGACCGGGAGACCCAUGGGGCGGCGCACAAUUGGCCCAGCGUCGUCCAGGGUAGGGGAGGGAAUGGCCGGCAGGGGAUGUAGCUCAGUUGGUAGAGCAUGGCGUUUGCAAUGCCAGGGUUGUGGGUUCGUUUCCCACAGGGGGAAAAAUAUAUAAUGUAUGCACUAACUGUAAGUCGCUCUGGAUAAGAGCGUCUGCUAAAUGACUAAAAUGUAAAAUGUAAUGUAGGUCCUCCUAACCCUAUCACUGGGCCUCCAUCAGGUAUGUCCUCCUAACCCUAUCACUGGGCCUCCAUCAUGUAGGUCCUCCUAACCCUAUCACUGGGCCUCCAUCAGGUAUGUCCUCCUAACCCUAUCACUGGGCCUCCAUCAUGUAGGUCCUCCUAACCCUAUCACUGGGCCUCCAUCAGGUAUGUCCUCCUAACCCUAUCACUAGGCCUCCAUCAUGUAGGUCCUCCUAACCCUAUCACUGGGCCUCCAUCAGGUAUGUCCUCCUAACCCUAUCACUAGGCCUCCAUCAUGUAGGUCCUCCUAACCCUAUCACUGGGCCUCCAUCAGGUAUGUCCUCCUAACCCUAUCACUGGGCCUCCAUCAUGUAGGUCCUCCUAACCCUAUCACUGGGCCUCCAUCAGGUAUGUCCUCCUAACCCUAUCACUAGGCCUCCAUCAUGUAGGUCCUCCUAACCCUAUCACUGGGCCUCCAUCAGGUAUGUCCUCCUAACCCUAUCACUGGGCCUCCAUCAUGUAGGUCCUCCUAACCCUAUCACUGGGCCUCCAUCAGGAACACUACAUGGUCACAAGCAUUUCGCUACACCCACUAUAACAUCUGCUAAACACGUGUAUGUGACCGAUUUGAUGGCCAUAAGUAUGUGGACACCCGCUCAUCGAACAUCUCAUUCCAAAAUCAUGGGCAUUAAUAUGGAGUUGGUCCUCUCAGAAACAAAACAGUAUGGAAAUUGAGUUCUCACAUUUUACAUUUACAUUUUAGUCAUUGAUCAGAUGCUCUUAUCCAGAGCGACUGACAGUUUAGCUUUAGUUUAGUAUUAUCAGGCCUGUUGCUCGGUAACGAGGUGGACUUGAAUUAUUUAUGUAAUGGCAUUGUUUUCAUCCUAGUUAGCUGUGUGUUACUAUAGCAACAUAGUACUUAUCUUAUUGUAUGUCUGUCCACAAGCCUUUUUAACUCUUCUGCCCUGGUGUGUGUGUGUGUGUGUGUGUCUACCUGUCCAGGGACAUCCACACCACCACAGGGAAGAUCAAACGUGCUGCGCUCCAGUUCACCCCGGCUAGCUGGACCUACGUCCGCUGGUUUGACCCCAAGUCUUCCCUGCAGCGCGUCACUGGGGUCUACCUCUUUAUGAUCAUCUGGCAGGUAUUUCCCUAGUUUCAAACGUAGUGCGCUACUUUAGGGCCGUGGUCCAAAUCUAUCUGACCUGACCUGACCGGGGUUAGAAGUUGGCACUAGGUAUAUGGGGAGUUCUGCCUGGCGUGUCCAUACUAACAACUCAUCACUUAAAGAGUGAAAGACUAGCCGGAUGACACGUGACUGGGUGGACAGUUUCUGGACUGGGGACAGCACCACACUGUGGGGUGGAUGAAUAAGCUCCAGUGCUUUCCAUCAUUAACCCAGGGUUGUAUUCAUUAGGGAACACCGUAGCACAACAGUUUUGCAAUGGAAAAUGAAAAGGAGCAUUUGUUGUUGGACAGGUUUUGGUAGUCCCUCCCUGUUUUAGUCCGUUGUCUUCUGUUUGUUGCCUAAUGAAUACCACCCCAGGUCCCAGCCAGAGAGCCCACCAUAGCUGCCAAUACUCCUUCACCCCCCCCUUCAUCCUCAAUACUGGCUGCCAUGGCGAUGAAAAGCUGCACUGCUUCUCUGCUUUUUGUGUGGUGGUGAAAUGGCAUAGUCUUUCUCCUCUCCCUCGCUCUGUCUCCCGUUCCCAACACUCUAGGGGGCUUAAAAUAGUAAUUACCCUGUCUGAGAGAGUAGCAUGGAGAGGGGUGGGUGAGUAGGGGGGAGGGUACAUAGUUUGAGUGAGUACGGGGAGGGGAGAGCGAGGGUUGAGUGAGAGGGAGGUGGGUGGGGGGGUGGGUGAGUGAGUGGGGAGAGAGCGAGGUUAGUAGGGGGAGAGCGAGGUUAGGAGAGGUUAGUAGAGGGGGAGAGGGGUUAGUAGAGGGGGAGAGGGGUUAGUAGAGGGGGAGAGGGGUUAGUAGAGGGGUUAGUAGAGGGGGAGAGGGGUUAGUAGAGGGGGAGAGGGGUUAGUAGAGGGGGAGAGGGGUUAGUAGAGGGGGAGAGGGGUUAGUAGAGGGGGAGAGGGGUUAGUAGAGGGGGAGAGGGGUUAGUAGAGGGGGAGAGGGGUUAGUAGAGGGGUUAGUAGAGGGGGAGAGGGGUUAGUAGAGGGGGAGAGGGGUUAGUAGAGGGGGAGAGGGGUUAGUAGAGGGGUUAGUGGGGAGUGUAGAGCCUCAGGAGACUCAGCAGUAGCUACAGUUUAUCUGCUCUCUCUCCAGAGGGCCUCUAGACAGGCUCAGGGCCAAAUAACAGACUACCUCUACACUAUGAGACACACACACACACACACACACACACACACACACACACACACACACACACACACACACACACACACACACACACAGGCUCAGGGCCAAAUGACAGCGUAAUGAGAAAGUCUGGUUCCAGUCUCUUCAUUAUACUCUACUGUGGAUAAUGAGGAGCACAGGGUCAAACUGGGUGGGUGGGUCCAAACGUUGACAUGGUUCAGGUUUGUAUUGUACAGCUAGGCUAUGUAUUCUACUUACCCCUCUCUCCCCCUAUUUUUCUAGGCGCACAGCCGCUCCUAAAUAAAAAUGACAGGUCACACAGCAAAAUAUAUAAGCUCGUAUGCGAGUAAAAUGGUGGCCCUGUAGAGCCCUGUGGGGAUUGCAGUCUCUGUUGUCGUGAUGGUGUCGGUGAGAACUCCAGUGAUAACGCUCCAUCUCUCCGUUUCUCCAUAGUUGACAGAGUUGAACACAUUCUUCCUGAAGCACAUAUUUGUGUUCCCGGCGUGCCACGCCCUCAGCUGGUGUCGAAUCCUCUUCAUCGGCAUCAUCACAGCUCCCACCGUGAGGUAGGAAACUCACCCCUCGCCUUGGCUGAUCUACUCCCUCUCCGCUGUUCCUCCCCCCUCUCUCCGCUGUUCCUCCCCCCUCUCUCCGCUGUUCCUCCCCCCUCUCUCCGCUGUUCCUCUCUCCGCUGUUUCUCCCCCCUCUCUCCGCUGUUCCUCUCCGCUGUCCCCCCCCUCCUCUGCCCCCCCCCCUCUCUCCGCUGUUCCUCCCCUCCCCCCUCUCCGCUGUUCCCCCCUCUCCCAAUCUGCCCCCCUUCCUCUUCUACUUAACCCUUUCCAAACCAGUCUUUGGAAAACUAAUCAGUCAUACCAUCAGAGUUUGUCCAACAGCAGGACAACAUCAGAGAUCUUCUUCCAUCUCAACAUGUCUAGAGUUAAUGGCUAUGAGAGGACAGUGCUGUGUCUGUGGUGAACUGGUUCACGUCUGUCUUUACAUCCUGUAUUGGUCCUGACCUGUUCUGUUGUUUUUCUCCCUGUGUGUUUCAGGCAGUAUUAUGCCUACCUCACAGACACACAGUGUAAACGGGUUGGGACACAGUGCUGGGUGUUUGGGUGAGUGUUGUUUCAUUAGCUACUACCAUGACAACAGUAGAUUAUGUUUAAGGAAAUAAAGCUGUAUACUCUGAUCUCUCCCAUGUACACCAAUAAACUACAAUACACAUUCACGGCUGCAAUAGCUAACUGUCAGGUAGAUUAUUUACCUUUGGUCAACAACUGAACAGAGCUCUUUGACAGUCAGGUUUCUGCUGUUGGGCGGUGUAGUUGUAUGUAAACUGUAGCAGUGUGAGGGUGAAGAGCUGGGGGCAGGAGAUGGAGGCUAGGUUGUUGUGAAUGUUAACUGCUCUUCAACAUCAUGUAGGACUGAGGCACAGUAGUUGGAUAGGGCUGUACACACACACACACACACACAGAGACAGACACACACACACACACAGACACACACACACAGACACACACACAGCCUGGCAUUGAAGCACUACUUAACAAUGGCCUCCAUUAUCCUUCAGCUAAACCCUGAGUAUUAAAGACUGGACAUAUUAAAGUCAUUACUAAGGCACAUGGUGUAGGAAUGUGUAGGGUAGAACACUCUAUAAUACUCUAAUCACUGAGUCAGUAGAUGUGUGUAUUCUGAGUGUUAUUGAUGUUGUAUCGAUACUUGUCACAUGUACGGAAUAGAACAGGUGUAGACCUUACCGUGAAAUGCUUACUUACAAGCCCUUAACCAACAAUGCAGUUCAAGAAAUAGAGUUAAGAAAAUAUUUACUAAAUAAACUAAAGUAAAAAAUACAAUAAAAAGUAAUACAAUAAAAUAACAAUAACGAGGCUAUAUACAUUGGGUACCGGUACCGAGUCAAUGUGCAGGGGUACAGGUUAGUGAAGGUAGUUUGUACAUGUAGGUAGGGGUAAAGUGACUAUGCAUAGAUAAUAAACAGCGAGUAGCAGCAGUGUAAAAACAAAGGGGAGGGGAGGGGAGGGGGGGGGGGGGGGGGGGGGGGGGGGGGGUUGGUCAAUGUAAAUAGUCCGGGUGGACAUUUUAUUAAUUGUUCAGCAGUCUUAUGGCUUGGGGGUAGAAGCUGUUAAGGAGCCUUUUGGACCUAGACUUGGCGCUCCGGUACCGCUUGCCGUGCGGUAGCAGAGAGAACAGUCUAUGACUAGGGUGGCUGGAGUCUUUGACAAUUUUUUGGGCCUUCCUCUGACACCGCCUAGUAUAGAGGUCCUGGAUGGCAGGAAGCUUGGCCCCAGUGAUGUACUGGGCCGUACGCACGACCCUCUGUGGAUAUUCUAGUGUUUUCCAUGUUUAAGGAAAUAAGAGAUCGUAGAAUCUUUUGUAGACAGAACAUUUGUGAAAUGUGAUUUUUCCCACUGCCCAGUAUAUCCCAUUUAAAAUGCUGUCUAUCCAGGUUUCCAUUGUGCUUGGGGCAUGUCUACUGUUCUCAGUAUGUUUAUUUUGGUUAGCGCUUAGUGGUGAUCUGAAUAUCUUACUUAUUCCCUCUAGCUCCCAGUAGAGUAAAGGCUGUCGUCAAUGUUAACAUCUGACCAUGUAGAUAAGGAACUGGUAUGCUGUAUCCAUGGGCCUCAGCUUACCCCAGUGUCUCUCUCUCUCUCUCUCUCUCACCCCUGUCACCCUCCUCUCCCUCACUCUGUCAUGUCCCCACCCAGCCGGGUGACAGGUGACAUGGGAUGCAUCCCAAAUGGUACCCUAUUCCCUUUAUAGUGCACUACUUUUGAACAAGUUGUGCACUAUGGAGGGAAUAGGGAGCCAUUUGGGACACACUUAUAGCUGGCUGAUUACCCAGCAGCCUUAGCUGUAGUGUGUGACCUCUCUGUUUGUGUGUGUGUCUCUGACAUCACAGGGCCAUAGCGUUCCUGGAGGCCUUGGCGUGUAUAAAGUUUGGAAUGGAGCUGUUCUCCAAGACCCAGGUCCUCUAUGUGCUGGUGUGGCUUGUGUGUGUGGUAAGAACGGUCUUCACACAGCUCUCAUGUCACAAAAUUAUUUUUACUAUGUACAUAAACAAACCGGUCUCCAAACUGUUGUCCAGGUCUCUUGUGAAAGAGGAUCAUCUGGUCUCAAUGGGACUUUCUGGUUAGAUAAAGGUUGAGUAAAAGUUGCCAUGCCAUAAAUGUAUUUCACAGUUGUCAUGUAAUAAAAGUAUAUAUCACUAUUUAUGUUAGCAGACCAGUCCCUUUUAUAGUCAUAGUUAAUGUACCAUAAAUAGCUUAGUCAUUGGUAAGAGCACAUGACUGUUGGACCAACCUACCAAUGCUGUAGUUCUCCUAGUAUUUGACAUUAGAUGGUGAAAGGAUAAGUCUUCAGUACUGUGUUUGUCUUAGGCUACAACUUUAUCUAUGGAAUGUCAAUGUGUUUGCAGCUGAAAGGCUUUUCAUUUUGUGGCUGACAUGUUGAUUCUAUUAGGGACUACUUGACUGUGGUGUAUUCAGUCCAUUGCAUUCAGUACCCCCGCUAUGUAUUCACUUAUAUAGUUAUUGUCAAUGUAAAAAAUUGUAUUUUAUGUUUGACUGUUGUUUCAAAACCAAUUUCCCUCUAGGACGAUAAAGCUGAAAGUUGACCUUGAACUUACUGUGGCCUUAACUCUGUCUCUUCUCCUCCCAGGCCAUAAUCACAUUCCUGUGUCUGUAUGGGAUGGUGUGGUAUGCAGAGAUCUAUGGUCCCAAAGAGAAGGUAUGCCUACAUACCAGUCUAGAUAUGCACUACACUUCCUUGACUACAGUAUGGUCCUGCUGCAACCAUUCUCUGUAUACAUGCACCUUUAUUCAUCAUUAUUAUCACUUAGAACACAUCUCCCUGGAACUGUGACUGUCCCAGGCCAUGUAGAACACAUCUCCCUGGAACUGUGACUGUCCCAGGCCAUGUAGAACACAUCUCCCUGGAACUGUGACUGUCCCAGGCCAUGUAGAACACAUCUCCCUGGAACUGUGACUGUCCCAGGCCAUGUAGAACACAUCUCCCUGGAACUGUGACUGUCCCAGGCCAUGUAGAACACAUCUCCCUGGAACUGUGACUGUCCCAGGCCAUUUAGAACACAUCUCCCUGGAACUGUGACUGUCCCAGGCCAUUUAGAACACAUCUCCCUGGAACUGUGACUGUCCCAGGCCAUGUAGAACACAUCUCCCUGGAACUGUGACUGUCCCAGGCCAUUUAGAACACAUCUCCCUGGAACUGUGACUGUCCCAGGCCAUGUAGAACACAUCUCCCUGGAACUGUGACUGUCCCAGGCCAUUUAGAACACAUCUCCCUGGAACUGUGACUGUCCUAGGCCAUUUAGAACACAUCUCCCUGGAACUGUGACUGUCCCAGGCCAUUUAGAACACAUCUCCCUGGAACUGUGACUGUCCCAGGCCAUUUAGAACACAUCUCCCUGGAACUGUGACUGUCCCAGGCCAUUUAGAACACAUCUCCCUGGAACUGUGACUGUCCCAGGCCAUUUAGAACACAUCUCCCUGGAACUGUGAAUAACCCAGGCCAUGACAGGCAUUAGUAGUGUCUUCUAGUUGUCAUUGUUCAGCAGCUCUAUAUUCUGUAGAAACUGAAAAAGAGCACCACCAACUGGUGGACUCUGAUAGAGGUGCCUGUUUAGAUGUAUUGUAGGUGGAACUGUCCCGGUGUCCCUGUUAGAGGACGUAGAAUGACCAGCGGGAGACGGGGAUACAAUUCACACUUUAUUACCACACACCAGACCGACAUGUUACAUUACCACACAUGGCAAACAGGAAGAGGAGACUAGUAGUGGACGUGAAAGUGUUGUAGUGGUUUCCUGGAUUGGAAUAUAAAAAAAUGGUGAGCUCCAAAAGUAUUGGGACAGUGACACAUUUGUUGUUGUUUUGGCUCUGUACUGCAGUGCUUUGGAUUUUGAAAUGAUACAAUGACUAUGAGGUUAAAGUGCAGACUGUCAGCUUUAAUUUGAGGGUAUUUUCAUUGAUAUCGGGUGAACCGUUUAGAAAUUACAGCUCUUUUUGUACAUAGUCCCCCCCCCCAUUUUAGGGGAACAAAAGUAUUGGGACAAAUUCACUUAUGUUUAUUAAAGUAGUCCAAAGUUGAGCAUUUGGUCCUGUAUUCACAGCACGCAAUGACCACAUCAAGCUUGUAAAAAUGUAUGCACACAUGACUGUAAGUCGCUUUGGAUAAAAGCGUCUGCUAAAUGGCUUAUUAUUAUUUAUUAUUAUUUUUAUUGUGACUCUACAAAUUGGUUGGAUAUAUUUGCUGUUUGUUUUGGUUGUGUUUCAGAUUAUUCUGUGCCACUAUUAUUGUAAAUAAGAAUAGAAUAUGUUUCUAAACACUUCUACAUUAAUGUGGAUGCUACCAUGAUUAUGGAUAAUCCUGAAUGAAUCGAAAAAAAUAAUGAUGAGUGAGAAAGUUCCAGACGCCCGAGUGGCACAGGGUCUAAGGCACUGCAUCUCAGUACUAGAGGCGUCACUACAGGCCCCCUGGUUCGAUUCCAGGCUGUAUCACAACCAGCCGUGAUUGGGAGACCCAUAGGGCAGCGCACAAUUGGCCCAGCGUCGUCCGGGUUUGGCCGGUGUAGGCCGUCAUUGUAAAUAAGAAUAUGUUCUUAACUGACUUGCCUAGUUAAAUAAAGGUAAAAUUUAAAAAUAAUUUUAAAAAAUACCCCCAAGGCAUGCUAACCUCGCACCAUUACAAUAACAGACAGGGGGUUAGCAUUUUUAUUUGGGGGGGGAUAUUUGUGCAUCUUAGUUUGCUUAAUUACAUGAUUUAAGAACUCCUCUGCAAAAACGUUAACAUUUAUUACGGAUUUAUUGAGUCAUCUUAGAUUAAUUUGGACUAUUUUCAGGCAUCUUGCUACGGCAUCUCAAGUAGGACAAACAGUACUGUUGCCGCUUUUUUCUUGUUUUUCAAGUGUAAGUCUCGGCUAGGCGCCAGCCGAACCGAAGCAUGCUGCAGCCUUAAGUCCUAGGGCCAGAGAGGGGCUCUGAGCGAGAGGGGCUCUGAGCGAGAGGGGCUCUGAGAAGUACUCAUGGCCAACUGAAAGGGUUUUCUACAGAAACCAUGAUUUGUGUAGAAGGUCGUUUAACCCUCAUUUUACCAUGCUGUGAAUGGCAGUUUCCACACCUGUGUUUUAGAGUUACAACAUAAACUAGCUGACUGUAGUUUAGCCUUGUUCAUCUGUAGAGAAUAUGACAUGUCACAGCUCUUCCUCUGUAGAUUGUUUACCUUGUAUUCACUCCAAUUACUUUGGCUACGUUCCAAAUGGCACCCUAUUCCCUAUAUAGCCUAGUGCACUACUUUUCACCAGGACCCUAGUGCACUAUACAGUAUAGGGGGGAGGAUGCCAUUUGGGACGUAGCCUCUUGCCUGUGGCUGGAUCAGCUGGCUGUUGGCUGUGUAUCGUUCUCACAGCCAUAUGUUCAUGACAUGUCUGUUCUGACCCCCUCCUGUGUUUUACAGAGCUACUCUGAAUGUGAGGACAGCAACUACAAUGAGGACUUUGUGUCAGAACAAUGUAAAGGUAACUAUGGUGGCACUAUUCCUCCUCUACAGUCAAACACAUGCAGAUGAUUAUUAAUAUAAUAUGCCAUUUAGUUAUUUAUGCCUCCCAUUGUUGGGAAACUUGAGUUUCAUCCAAUCUGAGACUGGGAGGGUUGAGUGUAACUAUAGUUUGGUAGUAGUCUGACCUCUAGUGGUUUGAUUGGGGUACUUGCCUGUCUUACCCAGCAAUCCAAUGGAAACACCUCUACUUUCAACUAUGUUCAUCCAUCAAAAUGUGUCAUCCAUUAGAGAUGUCAAAUUGUUCAACACAGACACAAUAUGAACAUUAAAACAAUGAGAAUCUUUCCCUCACUCACUCUGUUCUUUGGCUAUGCCUGUUUGUUGCGUGUGACUUUAUGAUGGUGCUCUGUCCGUAUAUUUAGACGUCUUGGCUGCGUCUCAAAUGGCAUCCUCUUCCCUAUAUAGUGCGCUACCCAAAGGGCUCUGGUUAAAAGUGGUGCACUGUAUAGGGAAUAGGGUGCCAUUUGGGACGCAGACCAUAUCUUUAGACCUGUUUUUAUAUUGUAUGACAUCACAUUUUCUGUGUUUCUGCGUAUGUACCAAGAUGAUGUUCUAAUAAAUCUAAACCUAAUCCUAAACUUAAACCUUGCAGGAGAACUGCAUUCUGAGGGUGAGACUCCUCCCACCCGGCGGCGGGGGCGGAGCUCAGGGAAGAACAAAUCCACCAAUGGGCUGAGGAAGAAGUAAUGCAAGGCCUGCCAUCCAUGGUGGAGUCCCGCCCUCUUCUCCUCUCUGAACCCCAGACCACGGAGGAAGAGGUGCAUGUUGGGAGAGGCGGAAGAGAAGCGGGACUGAGAGAAAGAAAGGAAAGAUGCAAACACUUUCCCUGUUCAACAUUUAACGUACGGAGAACCACCCAUCCAUAAGAGGGGAGAGUGUGGGCCCAGCUUAGAGGCAUGGUCAGUGGACAGGAUAGACAGACACCAUGUCCAUGCAGGGAAGGAAAGAGGGGAGCGUGGGCUAUAGAUCAGAUACCUACUGGUGGCUCACACGGUCAGAGCUCCUACCUACCCUACUGCUGAUCAGUGUGUGUGUGUCUGCGUAAGCGUGUGUGUGUGUGUGUGUGUGAUGGCAAUAUUGCUUAUCCUCAGUCAGAACAGAAGAAUGCAUGUUACAUUGUACAGGAGUUGGUAAACUACUGUGAUUGGAGAACUACAUUUAUCCUAUACGACAUUCAUGUGCUUCAGCCCAUAGAAUUAGGAAUUAUAAUACUAGAAUGGACAUGAACCUUCUUAUGAUGGUAUGAAGGUUGUCAGCCAUUUUGGUCAGGGAGUUGGUCA
Molecule: messenger RNA, 14587 nt
Organism: Coregonus sp. 'balchen'
Lineage: Eukaryota; Metazoa; Chordata; Actinopteri; Salmoniformes; Salmonidae
Source: the annotation of a GenBank genome assembly